CCAAUAACAAACUAUGAUGUUUCUACUGAUUUUUCUACAUACUUAUCCCAGCAUCACUCUUUACUCUCUAGCAGUUUGAACUUUGAAGAAGGUGUUUUAAAUUUGUUGUUUAAUAAACUGCACACAUGCACGGAACUCCAUUCCUAACUAAGCCCAAAUGCCAGGAAUAUCCCCUAAUCCCUCGUUGCUUACUCAACUCAAAACCGAUCAAUCUAACUAAAACUCCCAAUAACUUCUUCCAUUGCAGGAAUAAUAACUUGACUAUUCCAAACUUUUGUUGCCAUUGUCAGAAUUCACCAUCUCAUAUUUCUGCUUCUGAGGCGGAACAACCUCCUAUGGCAUCUGUGGAUAAUCAAGAAGCUUCUUUACUGAAGUACGAAGUGUGGAAAGAUCAAUCUCUUUUUAAGUGGAGAAAGCGAGAUGCACAUGUACCUCUACGCUGUCAUGAUACAAUAGAAGGAUCUCUCAGAUAUUGGCUUGAAAGGAGCAAGGUGGAUUUAUCUGCAUCAAACUUGGCCAGUUGGGAUGACAAUGCUGUAGAUGCUGCGCUGAACUGCGCUUCUUCUUGGGUCAAAGACUUGCCUUUUGUGAAGUCUUUAUCCGGGCUUUGGAAGUUUCAGUUGGCUUCUGGUCCAAGUGCCGUCCCACUAAAUUUUUACCACAACGAUUUCCAUGACAAUGAUUGGGGAACUGUACCAGUUCCUUCAAAUUGGGAGAUGCACGGAUAUGGCCAGCCUAUCUAUACAAACACUGAGUAUCCAUUCCUAGUCGAUCCCCCCAAUGUUCCUGGAGAAAAUGCAACAGGCUGCUACAGGACAUACUUUGAUAUUCCUAAUAAAUGGAAAGGUCGAAGAAUAUUGUUGCACUUUGAAGCAGCUGAUUCUGCUUACCAUGUAUGGGUAAAUGGGUCUCCUGUUGGGUACAGUCAGGAUAGUCGACUUCCUGCGGAGUUUGAAAUCACGGAAUAUAUUAAUCCAUGUGAUUCAGAAGAGAAAAAUGUCUUAGCGGUUCAAGUCUUCAGAUGGAGUGAUGGUUCUUACCUUGAAGAUCAAGAUCACUGGUGGUUAUCUGGUAUUCAUCGUGAUGUGCUGCUUCUAGCAAAACCUCAGGUUUUUAUUGCAGAUUAUUCAUUUAGAUCAAACAUGGAUGGUAGUCUCUCUCAUGCAGACUUGGAAGUUGAGGUGAAAGUAGACACACCACAAGCAAUGCCUAGAGACUGCAUCCUUACUAAUUUUACUCUAGAAGCAGGGGUUUAUGACAUUGGAAAGUGGCUUGGAAAUGAUGAACCAGUUGAUCUCCUUGCAUCCGUGGUGACACAGAUGGAACUUAUACCACCUCCAAGUUUCAGGUUUAACGGAUAUCAUUUUAAAGGAAAGAUAGACAGUCCUAAGCUUUGGUCUGCUGAGCAGCCAAAUCUGUACGCGCUGGUUGUGAUCUUGAAAGAUGCAUCUGGAAAUGUGGUUGACUGUGAAUCGUGCCAAGUAGGUAUUAGGCAAAUAGAAACAGCUUACAAGCAGUUACUGGUCAAUGGACACCCUGUUAUGAUUAGAGGCGUAAACCGACAUGAGCACCAUCCACGUCUUGGAAAGACAAAUUUGGAGUAUUGCAUGGUUAAGGACUUGGUACUGAUGAAGCAGUAUAAUAUCAAUGCUGUAAGGAACAGCCACUACCCCAACCAUCCUCGAUGGUAUGAGUUAUGUGAUCUGUUUGGCAUGUACAUGAUAGAUGAAGCAAACAUUGAGACACAUGGUUUUGAUCAUUCUGGUCCUUUUAAGCAUCCUACAAUGGAACCCACCUGGACUGCUGCUAUGCUUGAUCGUGUUACAGGCAUGGUUGAAAGGGACAAAAACCACGCAUGCAUUAUCUCUUGGUCCUUGGGUAAUGAGGCUGGAUAUGGACCAAAUCAUUCUGCUUUAGCUGGUUGGAUCAGAGGAAGAGAUCCAUCUAGGGUAAUACAUUAUGAAGGAGGUGGAUCCAGAACCUCAUCUACUGAUAUUGUUUGUCCCAUGUACAUGCGUGUUUGGGACAUUGUAAAGAUUGCCAAUGAUCCAAAUGAAGCAAGGCCUCUCAUAUUAUGCGAGUAUUCACACGCAAUGGGAAACAGCAACGGGAAUAUAGAUGAGUACUGGGAAGCUAUUGACAAUACGUUUGGACUUCAGGGAGGCUUCAUAUGGGAUUGGGUUGAUCAGGGACUACUGAAGGAAGGUGCAGAUGGCAAGAAGCACUGGGCCUAUGGUGGUGAUUUUGGCGAUACUCCCAAUGAUCUGAACUUCUGUAUUAAUGGACUUGUGUGGCCUGAUAGAACUCCUCACCCUGCACUGCAUGAAGUGAAAUACCUUUAUCAGCCAGUCAAGAUUUCACUCGAGAAAGGAUUACUCAAGAUAACAAACGCUCAUUUUUAUGAAACUACGCAAGGAUCGGAAUUCCACUGGGUCAUUCUUGGGGAUGGAUCUGAAUUAGGAUCUGGGGUACUGUCUCUGCCACAAAUUGAGCCCCAGAGUAGCUACACUAUGGAAUGGAAAUCUGGUCCAUGGUACACAGCUUGGACUUCAUGUACUUCUGAGGAAAUUUUCUUGACAGUAACUAUGAAGCUUCUCCACUCCACUCGCUGGGUGGAAGCUGGUCAUGUGAUUUCAUCAACCCAAAUGCAGUUGCCUUCCAACAGAAAAUUUGGUCCUCAUGUUAUCAAACCUAAGGAUCCUGUCCUUCGCACCGAGAAUCAUGGAGACACAAUCAAAAUUUUCCAGCAGGAUGCCAGUGAGAUUGUGUUUAAUACGCAGACUGGAUCUAUUGAGAGUUGGAGGGUUCAAGGAGUUUCUGUGAUGAACAGAGGCAUAGUUCCAUGCUUCUGGAGAGCUCCUACAGAUAAUGACAAAGGCGGUGGUGCAGAUAGUUACUUAUCUAAGUGGAAAGCUGCUUUCCUUGACGACAUAGCUUUCAUCACCAAUAGCUGUUCAGUUCAGAAUAAUACAGGUUUUGUGGAAAUAGCUGUUGUCGUUCUAGGGAUCCCAAGAUCUAAAAACAUUGCUGAACCAAACGAAACAGAUAUUACUUUUACAGUUAAUUUAACUUAUAUAAUCUAUGGUUCUGGGGACAUUAUAAUUGAGACUAGUGUCAAACUGCAGUCUGAUCUUCCACCUUUGCCUCGGAUUGGAAUUGAGUUCCAUUUGGACAAAGAAGUGGAUAGAGUUAAAUGGUAUGGAAAGGGGCCGUUUGAGUGUUAUUCUGAUAGAAAAGCAGCUGCCCAGGUAGCAAUUCAUGAAAAAACUGUUGGUGAGAUGCAUGUUCCUUACAUAGUUCCUGGUGAAUGUGGUGGGAGGGCAGAUGUUAGGUGGUUGACAUUGCAAAACAAGGAUGGUGUCGGGAUUUAUGCUUCCAUAUAUGAUAGUUCCCCAACAAUGCAAAUGAGUACCAGCUACUUCACAACAACUGAGCUAGAUCGGGCUACUCAUAAUGAAAACCUUGUUGAAGGAGAGGACAUUGAGGUACAUCUUGAUCACAAGCAUAUGGGUUUAGGAGGAGAUGAUAGCUGGACGCCGUGUGUUCACGAUAAGUAUUUGAUCCCUCCUGUGCCUUAUGCAUUUUCUAUCAGAUUAUGUCCCGUCACUGCUGCAAAUUCAGGAGACAUUAUAUACAAAAACCAGCAACAAUGCUGACAGCAACAGUUUGGAUCUGAACUCCUCUACGAUAUUUCAAAAUAACAAGGCCUGGAAAGAAACAUGGAUGUGUAGCCUGGCAUUGGAUUGAAAUGCAUAUAUGCUUCCCUGUUCGAACAAUGAAUAACUGAAAGCCCCAGCGAUCUAUGAACAAGCCUGUGUUUGACUAGCCAAGCACGACCCUGCAUUGAUUUUUGGAGGAUUAUAUUAUGGAGAUACUUAUUGUUGGACUAGCUGAGUUCGUCUCACUUAAAAACUGGUUCUCUUUCCUCCCAAUUGUGCAAAGUGAUUGUAUUCCGUUAGGCUACGUAUAUGUAUGCAACUUUGACAUGCAUUUAGAGAAUUAGAGGCUAUAAGAUGUCCUAUAACAUUAGUAAGUUUAGCCAAAGAUCUGUUAUCUCUGCCACCUUCAAUGCAGCAUUUUUAACUAGUUUUUUUCACAACAAAAACACUAAGUAGCAACUUCCUUGGAACAAAAAUGCCACUAGAGGUAACAAUUUCUCAGGUGAAGUUGCUACCACAUUUAGCUAUUUGCCUUGCAGUAUAUUAUUGUUAGAUGAGAUUUGACAUUUCUGCA
Molecule: messenger RNA, 4233 nt
Organism: Beta vulgaris subsp. vulgaris (sugar beet)
Lineage: Eukaryota; Viridiplantae; Streptophyta; Magnoliopsida; Caryophyllales; Amaranthaceae
Exons: 18
Coding region: 126-3656 (1176 amino acids)
Biological process (GO): lactose catabolic process
Cellular component (GO): beta-galactosidase complex
Molecular function (GO): beta-galactosidase activity; carbohydrate binding
Source: RefSeq, a predicted model, not a curated record